This is a messenger RNA of Oryza sativa Japonica Group (Japanese rice), 1415 nucleotides long. Its product is annotated as protein S-acyltransferase 10. Gene Ontology annotation, molecular function: protein-cysteine S-palmitoyltransferase activity. Gene Ontology annotation, biological process: peptidyl-L-cysteine S-palmitoylation; protein targeting to membrane. Gene Ontology annotation, cellular component: Golgi apparatus; endoplasmic reticulum. The record is from RefSeq and is a predicted model, not a curated record. Lineage: Eukaryota; Viridiplantae; Streptophyta; Magnoliopsida; Poales; Poaceae.
UCCGGUGGGCCCAGGUCGUCCCCACACGACAGCGCUCCGCCUCUCCUUCCCGACUCCACCGACCCCCCGCCGAGCUUUCUCGCCUCCCGCGAAGUCGCCACCGCGCGCUGCUCGUCCGUCGUCGCCGCUGCAUCCGCCUCCUCCUCGUCCUCCCUACGGCCGUAGGGUGCGGCGGCGGAGGGGGCGACGAUGCCACGCUGCGGAGCCGGAGGUCCCUGCGUGUGGAUCCGGGCCCUAUCCCAGCCGCAACGCCACGGGAGGAAGCCAUGGCGGGGCGUGAGGGUCGUCGUGCUGCUGCUGCACGCGCUGUUCAUCGGCGCCGUCUUCCUGCUCGAUCCGACGCUCCAGAGGCAAAUCCACGAGGCCAAGUGGUACAUAAUUCUAUAUGGGUUGCUGGUUUUACUUACCUUGGUACAAUACCUAUAUACAGCCACUUCUUCUCCAGGAUAUUUACCUGAUAUGUUGACAGCUGGCUCAAGGAUGCAUGCAACCUUUAUUAAUACAACAACUCUCUCAAAGCAGGCCAAUUCCAAAAGUGGAAGCUUAAACUCUGCCAUGAGUCGCAGCAAAAUAGAUCAGCAAAAUCCACAAUCCACUACAGCUUUGUUACUACAGCAGACGAUGGAUCUAUAUCCUCCUGGGACAUCCACCAGUUGUAUGCCUCCAUUUUAUUUUAGGGAUUUCACAUGCUCUUACUGCCGGCUCAUCCAGCCUCCACGCACCAAGCACUGUCAUGACUGUGAUAAAUGUGUCCUCCAAUUUGAUCAUCAUUGUGUUUGGCUUGGAACAUGCAUUGCUAAAAGGAACUACUGCAGAUUUUGGUGGUACAUAUUCGAACAAACAGUUUUAACUGUCUGGACUGUUGCUUUCUACAUUCAGUUCUUUUAUUUGGGCAUCGUUGUAUCCUGGUGGAAGUUUGCUAUUGGUAUUGUACUUUUGGUAGCAUUGAUAUUAAUCCUCGUGGUCCUGCUGCCCUUGUUGAUAUUCCAUGCUUAUCUUGCUCUUACGAACCAAACAACAUAUGAAAUUGCCAGAAGGAAGCGGAUUUCUUACCUAAGGGAGGUUCCUAGCAGGGUUCAUCCAUUCAGCAAAGGCAUUUGCAGAAAUCUGUAUGAUCUUUGCAUCUCUAAACAGAGGGGAUUUUUUCUGGAAGCAGUGCCCCCGCUGGAGGUACUACAAGCCAGAGCUAGACCUUACACAUGCCGAGAUGUAAUCUCCUGCCGGUGCUGUUAGGAGCUUGGUAUAUGCUCUAUAUCUGGACUCACUAGUUUAGUGUAAUGCAAAUAAUAUGGUAGCUAUAAUUUGUGUCUCAUUUUUCAUGUACAGUGUAUGCGCAUUUUUCUCCUAGAAAAUCUGGAUUGAUCGAUAUCCAUACCUUGAUCUGAGUAUGCUCAAAUCUGGAUUUUUUUUUCUUA